Galdieria sulphuraria is the source of this 704-nucleotide messenger RNA. RefSeq lists its product as uncharacterized. Bases 24 to 632 code for a protein of 202 amino acids. The transcript has 2 exons. Lineage: Eukaryota; Rhodophyta; Bangiophyceae; Galdieriales; Galdieriaceae. The record is from RefSeq and is a predicted model, not a curated record.
GUGAGCUUCGUAUCCCCAGUUCGAUGAACGCUGUCUGGUUGUCGUCAAACUGCUGCGUUACUUCAAACUGUUUCUCUACCCAUGUAUUGCGUUGGGGUUUAGUGGAGUCUACAGCCCUUUUGGGAACGUUGGCAGGUACCAUAUUUGUAGGAUGGGUAAGGAGAGUAGUGUUGAGUCGUCCGAAUAGUCGUGGUUUGUUAGUGAAGCGAAGACCUUUGAACCGUCGUUGUCCACGUUGCAGUGGUUUUGGCAUUUACAGAUGCCCUUUGUGUCGAGGAGGUGGUUUAGUGGAUUACGAGAAGAAAUACCUACACAGUGACCCUUGUCCAAUGUGCUUCUGUAAUAGAUUCGUCACUUGCAUUCUUUGUAAGGGAAGUGGUGUGCGACCAAAAGUUGCUUUGCAGUCUGACUCCAGUCAAUAUCGUUUGCUACCGAAAUUUUCACAAUUAUUGCAGGUUUGGAAAGGGUACCGUGUAUUGCAGCCCUCUAGUUCUUUUUUAUUCUUUAAACAGGUCGAGAAUUCUGGUUCGCCAUUGGGUAUGAACUGGACAACUUUCCCAAUGGCCGUAGCUACAGCAACCUUGUUUUUAAGGUUCUUAAGACGCUUACGCAGCAAAACUUCUUUCUCAUAACUACUCUUUUCGUCAUUUUGUAUCUUCUGUAACUUUAGCUUUUCAUUUUGAAAUAAAUGUAAACUUUGGCUU